CUUGUCCUGUUAGCGGUUGUUAGCUUGUGUGCUAACUGUGAGCUAAAGUUAACUGUAGUACUUUCACUUUCUGACAGUCAGGGAAACCCUCUCCGGGAUGAACACAGCUUCCUGGGAAACGAAACCAGACUCCGCUCUUGUUGUUCAUGUCAGUCUUUAGAUCACAAAUGUAGAUUGUUAAAACGUUUCCGUGUCGGUUUGGCAACUUGGAGCCGCUGGCGUGUGAAAGAUCAACCGUCGCAGCUUCAAACACGCAGUUAGUUUACCUGCUAGCUUUAGCGGCUAGCUCGGCUAGCAUGGACAGCAUGCAGAGUAACGAGGAGAGGGGGGCAGAGAGACAAAUGGAUGAAUACCUGAAAUCGAUCGGCUUUCAUCGGAAGAAGAUCGCCAAAGACGGCUCGUGUUUGUUUCGAGGUGUCGCCGAGCAGGUGCUGCAUUGCCAAAGUCUUCAUACUAAAGUUAGAGCCAAAUGUGUGGAGUUCCUGAAGAAGAACAGAGAGAGCUACGAGGCUUUUAUUGAAGGUGAUUUUGAGGAUUACCUGUUCAAGCUUCAGGACCCACAGCAAUGGGUGGGAGAGGUGGAGAUCCAUGCACUGGCUGUCAUGUACAAGAGGGAUUUUCAGAUCUUCCAGGAGCCCGGCAAACCAGCCGUCAACAUCACAGACCACGGCUUCAAGGACAAGGUGCGGUUGUGUUUCCUGAACGGGAAUCACUACGACAGUGUCUACCCCAUCAGCCACCUUAAAAACACCGCUCUGUGCCAAUCCAUCCUGUUUGAGCUGCUCUACGACGACGUCUUCAAAGUGGACCGCAGCGCUCUGAGCGUGUGUCAGCGGGCCGGGAGGCCUCAUGACCUCCUGAUUGAUGACAACAUGAAUGCCUGUCCCAGCAGCGACGAGUCGGACCUCGACACCAAGGAGCCGCUCUGGGUAGAAAAUGGAACGAACACAACGGCCCCGAGACACAACAACAGGGGUCGUGGACGCGGCCGUCUCCUGUCUGAAAGAGUGAGGCGUUCACUGAACCCGACUCUGCUCAGAAAUAUCGAGUACGACGUCUGGAACAAGACUAAAAGAGCUCAGCAGAAGAUGGAUUAUUGUAUUGCUGCAGGGAUGCAGUUCUCUGCUGGAGACCGCUGCCAGGUCCGUCUGGAGGGCAGUGGGCGGAGCUACAAUGCAACUGUGAAGGAGGUUCCCCCUGACAACGGCCUGGUGACGGUUUAUAUCGAAGACCUGGGCAAGAAACAGGUUCCUGUGUGGAGUCUUCGUCCGCCCUGUGAUGAGAACAGCUGGAGCACCGUGGUCAACCGAGACAAGAGGCUCAGCAAUGGACACGGAGAAGGCAGAGGUCGGGGGAAGCAUGUCCCAGCAUCCUCCUCUGUCCCAGCCGCUCCGGGCUCCACUGGGCGCGUGCAGAAACAGCACUCCUGGCCCCCACAGGCGACUGCAGAGGAGCAGGGUGGGGCCAAAUCCACCCGGAAGUCGGUGAGCUCAGCGGAGCCGUCGUUCGGUCUGACGGAGCAGCAGCGUUUGGCCAAAGAGGAGGAGAAGAGGAACGUGGCGUUAGUGGAGAUCCAGCUGAGAGACGAGCAAAGCUUUCCUGCCCUAGGGUCUCAGUCUGGGGGUGUCAGCGACGGAGGGAAGAAGAAAGGAGGAGAGAAGAGACGAUCUCAGAGAAACAAAACGAAGAGUCCAGUUGAAGACACCAGAGCUCCGUCGCCCUCUACUGGAGAAAGACCUAAAUCCUCCACCCCUCCUCUUACUACUACUACUACUACUACUACUACUACUACUACUGCUGCUGCAUCUGCUACUAAUAUUACUCCACCCACCAACCCCCCCACCUCAAAACCCGUUGCUCUGUCUGUAAACUCUGACUCCUCUGAUGCUGACCCGACUGUUAAAUCAAAUGCACCUUCCUACGCCUCUGCUGCUAAAGCCUCACCCACUUCUCCUUCUCUUCCUUCUUCCAUUGCCACCUCUGCCUCUCUCUUCUCCUUCAUCACCCCUGUCCUCCCUGCUGCCUCCUCUCCACCCUCGUCUUCUUCUCUUCCUCCUAAAUCCUCCCCGUCUCCUCCUCUGUCAUCUUCAGCAGCUCCUCCAACUUUUAUCGCUCCCAUCGCUCCCUCUCCUGCUGUGGCACAGAGCUUCCUCCAUCCCUCCUCUCUCACCCGCUCUUCCCCUCCUUUGGUCUCUCUCCCUCACUCCCCCAGUCCUCCCUCUGUCUCCUCCUCUUCCUCUCUGAUCGAUCAGGCUGCUCCGGUUGACACUGCUCCACCGGUGACUACUCAAAAUUCUUUACCAAAUCCUGGCGAUGGGACCCUCCCACCUCAAAGCUCUCUGCUUGAACACCAGAGUCAGAUCCCUGCACCCCUGACCCAAACUCAGACCUCAUCAACCCCAAACCAGCCAACAACAGCCCCAGCCAUUCAGCAAGAACCUCAGCCCCACACUGAAGUCACCCACAUCCCUCCCCCUCUCCCCCAGCCCCAGUCUCACACUCAGUAUCCCCACGAGUCCCAACCAGAGGGGGUCCAGGUCCAGCCAUCUCACCCUCUCCCCUCUCAGGUUUCAGACCCUGUCUCCCAGCCGCCUGUCGCCCCUCCUCACCCGUCCCAGACUCAAGAAGAAGCCCCCACUCCUCUAGCCCGGCCUCAGCCUGAGUCUCCCCCUCAUCAACCUCAUCCUACAUCCCUCCAAGGAGCCGUCCCCCUGCAGCAGCUGUCCCAGCUCUACCAAGACCCCCUGUACCCCGGAUUUCCUCUAGGGGAGAAAGGAGAGGUUAUUCAGACUCCUCCCUUGUCCUGCAGCAGAACGGGGGAUGACCUGCCUCAAGAUAUCAACGUUUUGAGGUUUUUCUACAACUUGGGUGUUAAGGCAUACUCCAUGCCUAUUAUACCCCCCUACAUCUACCUCCUUCCCCUCCAACAAACCCACACCAUACAGCCCAGAAUCCCCUCACGCUCUCCCUCUCCCACCCCCUCUCACACCCCCCACUACCCUCCCUCUAACCCCCCACAGAGGCCACAGGAGCCGUACACUCUCCAUCAGUACCCUCCUACAUCGGCAUCAUUGCCCCCUCAGUACAACCCUCAAGCCCCACCUACUGAUCCCCCUCACCACAGCAACCCCCCCUACAGCCAGGCAGGGUAUCCUCCACCCCACAGGAUGCAGCAUCUGUGGCAGCAGCAGCAGAUCCUACCACCCAGGAACCCAAACUUUCCCAUCGGGUACCCCACACCAAACCCGGCUUAUCCCGUCCCCCCGGCUAUUACUCAGGGGUACCACCCAGGUCAGGGCUCGGGACACUCGCUGUACCCUUCCAGUAUGUCCCCGUAUCCCCCUUCCUCUCUGGGAUAUCAGCCCUCCUCUGCCUCUGAGGAGCUCCAGAUGAGCCAGGGGCCCAUGGAGCAGCAUCAGCCCCCGAAUGGACACAUCAUGCCUGGCCAACGGCCUGUCCAAACUACUAGCCUUCUUGGGAGUCCUCCUGGCGCUACCUUGGCUAAUGCUAACAACAGCUUAACCGUGGUGGUUUCUGGUUUUGGCCACAAGAAGGAGCACGGAGAGGGUUUUUCCAGAGCAGUGCUGCUGGGAGACCCACUUAUUAACAAUCCCAUGCUGGUUUCAAAUACGGGGGAUGCCUCUGUCUCCAUGACAGCCAUGAAGCCCAGCAGCACAUCAGGCUCUUCAACGCCCUAUGACAUCAUCUCCUCAGCGCCCACACCCACUAACAACAACCCUACAUAUGGUUACCACGGCCACCCAAAACCUCUCAAUCCCACCAACACAUAUGUCUCUCUUGGGGCCCCAGAGCCCAGCCAUGUGGACUACCUGGCUAAUGUUACCAUGGCAGAGGGGUUAUCUGUCGGGUGUAGCACAGAGGAUGACUGGGACGAGCAGUCGGCGUUCAAACCGUCGAACUCCAGAGGACAGAGGAGGUACCCAAGGGGAGGGGGAGGGGGAAGAGGGAGAGGAGGCCAUGAUUCAGGGAGAGGGCCCAACCGGAGGAGAUACGUGGCAGACGGAGGGGCUGGGUCUGGCUAUGUCCAGUUUAACUCGUCCCACAGGGGGAGGGGCCGUGAGAGAGGAUACUAGCUGUCAACCAAUGGGAGUAGAGGAAACAGGAAGGCAUUUGUCUUUAUUUUCUUUUGUUUCCCUAAAAGCUUACACACUAUUAUCAGACAUUUUCUUCUUCUUAUGUUUGUCAUCCAGCUGCCUUCCUGAAAGUUGAUUGGUCGAUCCAAAUAUGCCUGAAACAAUCAAAUGUCUUCCCAAAAAGCUGUUGUUGUAUCCCGACAAGUUAAAGUGCUUCAGGUUGCCUUGAAUUUAUAGACACUUUUCUUUGCUAUUAGCUAGCUUGUUAGCGUAGCAAGAUAGCAAGUGGUAGUUUACAUGUCAAUGUACCAUUUACAGCCUUUGAAUGUAUGGAUUUAAAGAGUUGGUGUGCUUCUGGGAGGGCAAUUAUCGUGUUUCGUUUGAGCUACAGAGAGUUUGUGGCAAUGCUGACGUAAUGUUUGAUAAUAGUCUAAUCUUUAUGCGUCUGUUGUCACAUCUUUAUUGAUUAGACAGCAUAUCACCUUUGUUUAAUAGGAAAAGUAGAAUAUUUUAGAAUUAUUAUUCCAUUGCUACAUUUCAUCAAGGAACUGAUGCAUCUUUGGGUCUAAGAGCUAAUAAAAGAAGCUAGUGCUGAAAACAUUAGUUAGUUUGCUUUAGCAUUAAGAAUGGAAAUGAGUGCUGACCAUUAGCAUGGUUGUUAAUGAAAUGACUAAUGCGACUUCUAAUGGAGCUAAGUUUUGAGACAACGGUGACUAUUUCUAUGCUGGGCCGGCUGUUUCCCUUUUUUGAGCUAGGCUAAGCUAAUUACACCAGGCUGUUGCUGCUUUAACAAGAUUUUCAAGCCUUGAUACAAUACAAGUAAAAAUCAAACAAUAUUAGUAUUUGUUUCAAUACAUGGGCAUACGCAUCAUACAAACAUGAGUGCGGUUGACUUCUCAGUAAGAAAUAUUUCUUCAAAUUUAAGGGACGUUUUCUUUAUUCAGAGUCACAUUUCAAUCCUGUUAGCACAGGGAGCUCACAUUUCCUUUUUCAUUUUGUCAUUUGGGAGAUUUAAGCUUUGUCAAAUGAGAAAAUUGAAACCCCUUGAAUGUCAUACAAACAGCCAACACAGAGUUAGCUUAGCUUAGCUUAGCAUGCAGACUAUAAAAUGCAGGAAACACCCCGAAUCCUUUAAAAAGAAGUCAAGUUUGUUUGCCACUUUGUUUUCAUUUUUAUGCUAAAGUAAGCUAUCACUUUUCUUCGAGUGCUAUUUAUAGAAAUUUUUGGGCUUUUCUUCAUCAAUGAAGUGGAAUUUCAAUCCCUAGGACAUUGCUUUAAAUAAAAGAUUCGCUUGUCUGUUAAGUAAUUAGCAUUUGUAUCUUCUGCUGUUUAAUAUGAGAAGGUUGAAACCGCUCUAACGUUUUGAAGAGAGCAGGCUUAGCAUAGCUUAAAAACUGUACCAGGUAGGGCACAGCAAACCUGAAUUUUUGUUUGUUUUUUAAUUAGCCAGGCAUGUUAGCUACUUUACUGUUUUCAUUUCUUAUGCUAAGCUAAGUUACUGCUAAAAAUACAAACAUGAGUUAUUCUAACUUUUCUCUGAGCAGAAAUUUUAGGGCCAAUUCUUCACAGUAAAAACUAAAAUUUAGAAUUUCUGGCGACUUAAAGAUUAGCAUGUCCAUAAAGCUUUUGAUAUUAGCAUAAAUAUUUGAUGAAGAUGCAGCAACCUUUUGUUAGAGUGGUGGGUUAACAUUGCCUUAAUUUUCUGCAAAUAAAGUCAGCAAAUUUUGUUAAUCUUGCUGUUACAUGAGAAGACUGAAACUGCUCUUUUUUCUUUCGCAAACAAGAUUAGCUUAGCUUAGCCUAGCAUAAAGGCAGUUAACGGUGGUAAAGAGCAAACCUGAACCUUUGAAUCCCAAUCAAUCUCUUGUUAUUUAUUAAAUGUGUUGUUCACUUUGGGAAGCAUGCUAGGCUAGCUUAGCUGUUACCACUGGUUUUCACUGUUUAUGCUAGGCUAAGCUAAUUUCCCCCUGAAAGUCAGCCUUUAAAAAUGAGAGUGGUGUCAACUCCUCAAAGCACAUUUUAUGACAAUUAUAGAGCUACAUCUUUAAAAGGCACGCUGAUUUCAGGCAUUUUCUUAAGCUACAGAUGCCCUUAGAGGACACAAUACAUUUUAACCAUGUUAACAAAACUGGAUCAUCAAAAGAAGUCAUUUUUCCUGAUAUCAAGAUUUUUAGGCAUAGUCAACUUUAUUAUCCUACGAAAACAAGACUAAAAAGUCCAGAUUUCAAGAACACAGCUAAAAUUUACAGGUCACCACUGGAUAAUGGCGUGAAAGUUUUUGGAUGUUUUGUCCACUCAGGGCUUCUGUAUUUAGCAUCCGUAAAGGCAGUACAACAAACUCUAGCUUAGCAUGUAGAUAAAGUAUUUAACAAUAGCUUCUGUUAGCACUGUGAACAAAAGUCAGCAUGAACAAAGAAGACAAAAGCAACAGAUAUCUAAUUUUGUUUUAGGAUAGGACCCUAGAGCAGCGUCAUGAGGUGAAAUGCUUCUUUUAAAAACUGCGUAUAGGACUUUGAGGAGAAAUCUGAAGCUGUGUGCACUUAUUUACUUUUUUAAAUGUUUGUCUUUCUGCUUGUUUCUUCUCUAGUGUCUUUGUCCUCUCACAUGGCUUUAUUUUCUUUCUGUUGUCACCGUUGUGCUGUUUCAAUAAAGUUAUUUCUAUUUGAUCCAAUCACAACACUUUAGAGAUUCAGUCAGUGCCUUACGUUUGCUACUUCCUCUGUCUUUAUUUCUUUGUCCUUGAGUUUGGGAAACACUGCUGUACAGAUCCAAGAGCUGUUUGUUGUCUGUGUUGGAAUUUUCUAUGCGGUUGAAUAAAUAAAUAAAACUUUA
Cheilinus undulatus (humphead wrasse) is the source of this 6926-nucleotide messenger RNA. RefSeq names its product OTU deubiquitinase 4 (gene otud4). The record is from RefSeq and is a predicted model, not a curated record. Bases 297 to 4094 code for a protein of 1265 amino acids. The transcript is spliced from 21 exons. Gene Ontology annotation, molecular function: cysteine-type deubiquitinase activity; K63-linked deubiquitinase activity. Lineage: Eukaryota; Metazoa; Chordata; Actinopteri; Labriformes; Labridae. Gene Ontology annotation, biological process: protein deubiquitination; negative regulation of toll-like receptor signaling pathway; negative regulation of interleukin-1-mediated signaling pathway.